AUGAGCCUGCCCGAAUUCGCUGCCGCUCCUCCCGUGCGUUUUCUAGAGUCGUAUGGCCCCAACGCGGCCUUCAACCAGAAGAAGUGCGAGCAGCUAGCGGCCGAUUUUUUCAGAGACUCGGUCAGGCGAGUGCGGGAGUGCAACGAACGACAGUUGGAAACAGGUCUUCGCCUCCAGGACCCAGCUUUCUUUGCCCGGCGCGAGCAGAUAUGGGCUCAAUCAGGGAGGCUCGAGGCCAGAUAUCUGCGCUUUCUCCGGACUAAGGAGGAGCUGAGCAAUUACAUCACCAUCCAGACCGUCGGCAAAGGCGCGUAUGGCGAGGUUAAACUCGUGCGGAAGAAGCAGGACGGGAAGGUAUACGCCCUCAAGCGCCUUGUCAAAACCGAGAUGAUAUCCAAGGAGCAACUCCCCUAUGUCCGGGCUGAGCGGGAUCUCCUAGCCGAAUCGGACAGCGAGUGGAUCGUGAGGCUCUGCACGACCUUCCAGGAUGCGACGUCCCUCUACAUGCUGAUGGAGUUCCUUCCUGGCGGCGACCUGAUGACCAUCUUGAUCAAGUACGAGAUCUUCUCUGAGGAUAUCACUAGGUUCUACAUGGCUGAGAUUAUCAUGGCCAUCGAAGUCGUCCACAAACUUGGCUUCAUCCACCGAGACAUCAAGCCUGACAACAUCCUGCUUGACCGAGGGGGUCACGUCAAGCUCACAGAUUUCGGUCUCUCCACGGGCUUCCGCAAGAUGCACGACAGCAGCUACUACCAGGAGCUCCUCGGGGGCCACGCCCCUCACCAGCCAGGCGCCCAGCUGCCGCCGAGCCGCAACUCAGUCAACAUUGACGAGAUCAACUUGACGGUCAGCAACCGAGCGCAGAUCAACGAGUGGCGCCGGUCGCGGCGCAUGAUGGCCUAUUCCGCCGUCGGCACCCCUGAUUACAUUGCACCCGAGCUGUUCCUCCGCAGUGGUUACUCGUUCGACAUCGACUGGUGGUCGAUGGGCACCAUCAUGUACGAGUGCCUGGUGGGCUGGCCCCCCUUCUGCGCCGAGCACAGGCAGGACACGUACCAGAAGAUCAUAAACUGGAGGCAUACCUUGGUUUUCCCGGAUGAUAUCCAACUCAGCCCCAUGGCUCAGCACCUAAUCAGGAGCCUUGUUCGCGAAUCAGAGAACCGUCUCGGGAGCAGCGGCGCAGCCGAGAUCAAGAACCACCCCUUCUUCGCAGGCGUCGACUGGGGCAGCCUGCGCCGCAUACGGGCCCCCUUCGAGCCCCGCCUGAUGUCCGACGUCGACACCUCGUACUUCCCCGUCGACGAGCUCCCCCAGGGCGACGGCUUUGAGAACCGGGAUGCGGGCGCCGCGGGCGGCGUCGCGCAGCCGGAUCUGGGUGCGGACGUGGUGACUCCCGAGAUGAGCUUACCGUUUAUUGGGUACACGUUCAAACGGUUUGAGAAGUCGUACAGUUGA
This is a messenger RNA of Phialemonium atrogriseum, 1455 nucleotides long. RefSeq names its product kinase-like domain-containing protein. The transcript is spliced from 3 exons. The coding region runs from base 1 to 1455 and encodes 484 amino acids. Gene Ontology annotation, molecular function: protein serine/threonine kinase activity; ATP binding. Gene Ontology annotation, biological process: peptidyl-serine phosphorylation; intracellular signal transduction. NCBI's taxonomy places the organism in Eukaryota, Fungi, Ascomycota, Sordariomycetes, Cephalothecales, Cephalothecaceae. The record is from RefSeq and is a predicted model, not a curated record.